GAGGGAACAUGUCUGAUUCAGAAGGAACAAAUGAAUGGUCAACAGACAGUGAAAAUGAAGCUGAGGAGUCCCUGGGAACUCAGCCUUUUAUGUUUGAGCCUGAGGCAAGUGACUCCAGUUCUUCUGAUUCUGAUGACGAGAUAAAUGACCCUGAAAGUAGACUUGGCAAUACAACUUGGUGCCAGUGUGGCCAUUGUGUACCUAUGCCAACCUGUAUGGAGUGUGUUUGUUGUUGUGAAAUUCAACAAGUUGUAGCAAAAAAGAAUCAUCUGCAGAGCCCAGUUGUAUGCAUCACAUUGCAUCCUGGGUUUCAUAAUGUUUGCCUUGACAUGUGGGUCCUCCAAGCUGCUUCCUAUGUGUAUCGCCAACAGUAUGGUACUAGUGCUCGUCAUGGUUCUUUUCAUGAUCAAAUGAGGCAUACAGCAUAUCGUCAAUUGGUAAGCUGGUGUUGGCAGUGGCUUGGAAGAAACAAUCGAGUGGUUCUACCUGCUUGUGCUGUUGCUAAAAUCAGGGAAACAUUCCCUUCUAAUGGAAAUUAUGUUGGUUUUGAAUUGUAAUUUAUUAAGUAAUAAAUCGACUUUUAUGCUCUAUAAUCGCAUCAUCUUUGUUUGGCUUUUCGUAAGUACUGUUUAGUGGAGGUGGUACUGCACGUUUUACUGUGGUGAUAUUUUCUAAUACCAUCUUGUGUACUGCAUCUGA
Amphimedon queenslandica is the source of this 699-nucleotide messenger RNA. RefSeq names its product P2X purinoceptor 7-like. The record is from RefSeq and is a predicted model, not a curated record. Bases 9 to 557 code for a protein of 182 amino acids. Lineage: Eukaryota; Metazoa; Porifera; Demospongiae; Haplosclerida; Niphatidae. The transcript has 3 exons.